Balaenoptera acutorostrata (minke whale) is the source of this 3579-nucleotide messenger RNA. RefSeq names its product zinc finger protein 821 (gene ZNF821). The record is from RefSeq and is a predicted model, not a curated record. The transcript has 9 exons. Lineage: Eukaryota; Metazoa; Chordata; Mammalia; Artiodactyla; Balaenopteridae. Bases 691 to 1929 code for a protein of 412 amino acids.
GAGGGGGGAUAGGAGAGACUCAUGCACGCGCCCCACUCGCUGCGGGUGUGCGAGCAGCGCGCUCCCGCCGCCCGCGUCGCCAUCUUUUCCCCCUCCGUCUGUCUGUCUGCCGUUGGCUUUGUCCGUCUGCAGCGCCGCCCCUGGGCUCCCCGCCACCAGCUCGGCCCGGAGCUGCCCUCUGCCCGCCGGGGCCCAGUCCCGGAGAGCCCCGGCCCGGCCAGCCCGAGCUGCGGCCCAGGGCCCAUUGUCCGGCCGUCCGUCUGUCCGGAGGCGGGGCCCAGGGACACGGAGCGCCGCGGAGCGCCGAGGCGCCGGGAAGCCAGAGGGACCGUCUCGGCUGGUUAUACACACGCUCCAGACCGAGCAGAAGUGGGAACAGGGUGACCUGUGAGGCGGCUACGUGACCAGCUUGCUUGUCCUCUCCUUUUUGGCAGAUACAGAUACCUGGGAUUCAGGCGAGUUUACUUUGCUCCGUGGGAACUGCACCAGAGCUGGAGGUCUGAAAAAGAACUGUGUUUGAUAUGCAGAUAUGAUAGAAGACUGCCUGAAAGCUGCUUCCUUUGCCACUUCCUGUGGAGGCCUGUCUUUGCCAUUUGCGGUUUCUUUCUUCUUUUGGUCAGCACCUUGCAAGGAGGUAGUAACAUCCAGUCGUGAAACUGGGAAAAGCCAGAGCUCUUGGAUCAGGGAAACAUGUCCCGUCGGAAACAGACAAAUCCAAAUAAAGUUCACUGGGAUCAAGUGUUUGCUGGGCUCGAAGAGCAAGCCCGCCAGGCGAUGAUGAAAACUGAUUUUCCUGGAGACCUUGGCAGUCAGCGACAAGCUAUCCAACAACUAAGAGAUCAGGACUCCAGUAGCAGUGACAGUGAGGGUGAUGAAGAGGAGACCACACAAGAUGAAGUCUCUUCCCACACAUCAGAGGAAGACGGAGGGGUGGUCAAAGUGGAAAAAGAGUUAGAAAAUGCAGAACAGCCUGUUGGUGGGAACAGUGUGGUAGAGCAUGAGGUCACGGAGAAUUUGAAUUCUGACCCCUUACUUGGACUCUGCCAGUGUCCCCUCUGCCAGCUAGACUGUGGGAGUCGGGGGCAGCUGAUUGCACAUGUGUACCAGCACACUGCAGCAGUGGUGAGCGCCAAGAGCUACAUGUGUCCUGUCUGUGGCCGGGCCCUUAGCUCCCCCGGGUCAUUGGGUCGCCACCUCUUAAUCCACUCGGAGGACCAGCGGUCUAACUGUGCUGUGUGUGGAGCCCGUUUUACUAGCCAUGCCACGUUUAACAGUGAGAAACUUCCUGAAGUCCUUAAUAUGGAAUCCCUACCGCCAGUCCACAGUGAGGGCCCCUCUAGUGCUGAGGGGAAGGACAUUGCCUUUAGUCCUCCAGUGUACCCUGCUGGAAUUCUGCUUGUGUGCAACAACUGUGCUGCCUACCGGAAACUGCUAGAAGCCCAGACCCCCAGUGUACGCAAGUGGGCCCUGCGUCGACAGAACGAGCCUUUGGAAGUCCGGCUGCAGCGGCUGGAACGAGAGCGCACAGCCAAGAAGAGCCGGCGGGACAAUGAGACCCCCGAGGAGCGGGAGGUAAGGCGCAUGAGGGACCGAGAAGCCAAGCGCCUGCAGCGCAUGCAGGAGACAGACGAGCAGCGGGCACGCCGGCUGCAGCGAGAUAGGGAGGCCAUGAGGCUGAAGCGGGCCAAUGAAACCCCGGAGAAGCGGCAGGCCCGGCUCAUCCGGGAGCGGGAGGCCAAGCGGCUCAAGAGGAGGCUGGAGAAAAUGGACAUGAUGUUGCGAGCUCAGUUUGGCCAGGACCCUUCUGCCAUGGCAGCCUUAGCAGCCGAAAUGAACUUCUUCCAGCUACCUGUGAGUGGGGUGGAGUUGGACAGCCAGCUCCUGGGCAAGAUGGCCUUUGAAGAGCAGAACAGCAGCUCUCUGCACUGAACCACACCCUCCUGCCUGCCUUCCCACUCAGCCGUCCCCAGGGUCCUGUCCUUGCUGCCGGAGGCAGGCCCGAGUUUGUUGCAGGUGGACCUGUGUACCCCUCGCAUAUGGGAGCAGGAUGAUGGGGUCAGGAGGCACCCAGCUCAAGGCAGCUCUGGAUGAGGGAGGAGGCACUCCAGACACCUCAACUCCCCAGCCCACUGCUGCAGAGCAUGCGCAUAGGACUCUGGGGCCCCAGUGUGGCCCACGCCCACCCCACGGAGUUGUGAGGGCAAAUAAAUUAAUUUUAUCUUUACUGGCCCUUUCCUGCUUUUCUCUCGAUUUCAUUCUAGCAAAUCUAGGAGAGACGUGGAUGGAAGUUUUCAGGCAGGGACGUCUAGCCAUUGUCUUUUGCCGAGGGACGGUGCUCCUCAACACAGGCUCUCCUGGCAGAGAUCCCGUAUCUGGCCCUUCACAAGUUAAUGACGACAUUAAGGAAGAACCGAUGCUGACUUUGUGAGGGUGCAUGCCCACAACACUAAUGAAGAUCACCUGUGGUCCCAAGAGCUAUUUCAACCCAGCUUACCUUUUCCAAACUCAGAAGUAGACGCCUUUCCUCAUAACUGGCAUUUGCUAAAGAGGAUGCAGUAUUUAGACCAGGUACCAGCUACUUUUCCCAGCAGAAUUCAGUCUGCCAAACUUUUAAAAAUUCUACCCUAGACAACACUCAGUUGCAUUCAGGAAAACAUUCAUAGAAAUAGCUGCAAUAUUAAGGUUCAUAGUGCCGAGGAACUCAUGUUUGAGAGAAGAGGUAAAAACCCAUCUUCUUAUUUACUCCUCAGAGCCAAGGUAGGAUAAUAAAACCCAUUGAGGAAAAUCCAGAAUUAAGGUGCCAUGAGAGCUCAAGUCAGUAGCGGUCAAGGCCAGAGCAAAAUGACUACUCCGGCAGUUUGUAUGGCUGCCAAACCAUGGAGGAGACAAGAGCUGAGGUCAUUUCUAAAAAGCUUCUGUGAUGGUACACAACAAGCACAGAACUUUCCUUAGCCUGCACCAAAGGUUGUAUACAGUUUAGAUAAUUACAGAUCUUGAAGUCCAGAAGGAAGUGCCCUAGUUAAGUUGUAGCCAGAAAAAUAACUAUGCCAGGAAUGUGGACCUCUUCCAAUAUCAUAACAAGGAAACUGGACUCCUCUCUGACCUCCACAGGUUCAAGGCUAUUUAAGAGUGUUAACUGACCCCCCCCCCACCAAACUAGGGUUAAUUCCCACCAGGCAGGCUGAAAUAUUUGUCUUGAAAAAUACAAAAAUAUUAAUAAGCUUAUUACAAAAUACUGGACAUUUAAAAGAAAAUAUUUAAUUGAGCCAAAUGGCUUUUUCUCACAGAGCCCCACAUGGAAGUCCUACUUGGGAUGUUUCAAAAUGGUUGAGCACUCAUUAUGUGUCAAAGAUUGUUCUGAGCACUUUCGUGGAUUAUCUCAUUUAAUUUUUACAAUGAACUGUGAGUUAACGCAAACUCAGGAAUUAGGUGCCUGGAUUUAACAUUCUGUACUGCUAAUUAAUAGCUGUGUAACUUUGGGUAAGUUACUUAAACCUCUUGGUUUCCCCACCCACAAAACGAAAAUAAUAAUACUAGCAACAAACGGUUGUUAAUAUAUAAUGCACCUAGGCUAUUUUG